CUGUUGACGUCUUUGUCGCCGUCGCGCACCACCCGGAACCUGACUACCGGUACCCUGACUGCCACAUGGUGCCGCCGACAAUAACAUCCAGAAGGCUGCUUCAACACGUCCCCCGUAAAGCUUAUCCUGUGCGUCUCGGCAACACCAUCUGGAGCCUAGCGCGGGAUUCGGGCCACUGGCCACCAAAUAUUACGUUUGCCGUUUCCUUGGGAAUGGCCGGCAGAUGGUACAGGCCAAAAUACCCGGACAACAUGCUGAACAGACCCGGAAAUUACACGUUGGGCUUCCCGUGCGCGACAGAGGAGCACUCGCCAGGGGGUCAGAUGGUGAAUAUCACUGAGGCAUGCAUCGACCAAAGAUACAGUGGCAACUUCCAGUACGACAUAGCCUACAAAUCCGAAUUCACGUACAACAAGAAUGAGAAGUGGCUGUUUACGUAUGACACGGCACGCGCUCUUCGCUUGAAGUUGUGCGAGACCAAGAAGAAUAUGACGCACUUCCGUUACACAUUCGCCGCCGUCAACAUCCAGUUCGAGGAUGCCAAGGACUACUGCGGCUACGGAGAGUUUCCACGUCUGCGUGCGCUUAAGCUUCUGGCGCACUUUUUCGCCUUCAAUUACACCUCCCCUGACAUGGAGCAAGCGUGCUUAAAGGCAGCGUAACGGUAAUCGUGCGCAAUACA
This is a messenger RNA of Rhipicephalus sanguineus (brown dog tick), 682 nucleotides long. RefSeq lists its product as uncharacterized. The transcript is spliced from 4 exons. NCBI's taxonomy places the organism in Eukaryota, Metazoa, Arthropoda, Arachnida, Ixodida, Ixodidae. The coding region runs from base 66 to 662 and encodes 198 amino acids. The record is from RefSeq and is a predicted model, not a curated record.